Molecule: messenger RNA, 1453 nt
Organism: Fragaria vesca subsp. vesca
Lineage: Eukaryota; Viridiplantae; Streptophyta; Magnoliopsida; Rosales; Rosaceae
Product: xylem serine proteinase 1-like
Exons: 2
Coding region: 148-552 (134 amino acids)
Source: RefSeq, a predicted model, not a curated record
CUCACAGCCGCAUAGAUAACAGUGACACGCGCGGAGUUACUUAAGUCGGUAACGUAUUCUAGUAGAAAAAGUGGGGAUCUCUCUUUCCCAAAUCUUCGUCGCUAAGCUUUGUGCUUUGGCUGUUUAUCCUUAUAACCACCACAAGGAAUGUUGAGGACGGCUUCAUCAGUUUCGGUUCUCCUUCUCACAUUCGCAAUCGCAAUGGCCGACUCUUCUGCUCCCCUCAAUCCCGCCUCUUCUGCUUCGGAAUCGGCCGUCCACAUCGUAUACACCGAGAAGCCGCAGCAGAAUGAGGAGCCUGAGGCCUAUCACAUCCGAACCCUCGCCUCCGUCCUCGUGAGGAGGCUGCCAAGGACGCUCUGGUUUACAGUUACAAGACUGCUGCCAGUGGAUUCUCUGCCAAGCUCACUCCUCAACAGGUCGCCGAAAUCUCCAGUAAGCCCUUCUCUCUCUUUGCCCCUUUAUCUUUGUUAUUCUGAUUAUGAUUGUCGUGAUUUCUUUUUUAACAUGAACAAAAUCCAGAGCAUAAUCACCAAAACAAAGCAGCUAUGAACAUAAAAGUUGAUACGGUGUUAGUUAUAUGAAGCAUGUAAUAGUUGGAAUAUUCAUUUAACCCCAUAAGAUCCAGAUCAAUCUAGUGCCCAGGAAGAUCAAUUAAUCUAACCAAAUUCUGCAUGAACCAAAUCCCCUAUUGCUUUCGCUGGCUAGAAUCAAAGGUGAGAUGUAGCAGAAUCGCUGAGAGAGGUUUACAAGAACGAUUUUUCUGAGUGGAGGGAGAGGAAGUAUGAGAGAAGUAAAUGUGAUGUUUUUGAGCAGAGAGAGGGAGAAAGUAUGAGAGGAAGAGGUGUUAUCUUGAGACACCACAAUAGAGUACUCUUGAUAACACCAGCUAGGGAGGCUGAAAACCAAAAAUGGUGCUACAUGGUACCAUUUUAUAUUUGUACUGAUUGAUUCCAAUCGCAGCCCCUUAACUGACAGCCUACUUAGUCCAGUCAAACAAACAUGCACUCUGAGUUUCUGUAUGGUAUUGGUAUAGCUGAAAAUGUUAUUAAAUAAGACUCAAACCUGAUCAGGAAGAACCGUCGACUGAUUGAUUGCCAAUACUUUCGAUGACAAUUCUUCUGGUUUUUCUAGCAGCUGUUAUCUGUAUAAUGUCAUUAACUUUUCUGAUCCCUUAGACUUUGAGCACUAUGCAGACACAAGGGAUUAUAUGAUGAUGCUUCUUUUAAACUUGAUUUCUAGAUGCAAAAGGCGCUAUCACAGCUUGCAUUUGCUUUGUUUUGGUUGGACUUUUGAACUCUGUACCAGACCUGUUUAAACAAGUAUGGUAUUAACUAUCAGCCAUCCUCAGAAUGCUUAGACUUGUUCCUUUAACACACCACUGGGUCACUAUCCUACUUCAGCUUUCAAACUAUGUGCCUAUGCAAUUCAUAAACGUCAAGUGUGGAAUACC